Molecule: messenger RNA, 2290 nt
Organism: Meloidogyne enterolobii
Lineage: Eukaryota; Metazoa; Nematoda; Chromadorea; Rhabditida; Meloidogynidae
Source: the annotation of a GenBank genome assembly
UAUUUAUUCUGAACAAAUGUUAACGCCAACAAAAUCGAUCAAAAGUGAAUGUUCUGAACUUGGAUCAUUUGAAGUUCUUGUGACUUUGAAGAUACUUGCUGAUGAAACUGGGAAGGAAUUAUGGCAAGAAAUUUGUUUAAUGACUGAGAGAGAAACUAUUGGAAAGAUGGUUAAAAUUGCACAGGAGAAAUUUAUGCCUGCAGAAUAUUUAAAGAAAAACCUCAAAUUACGUAAUGUCACCGUAUUCUCUACUCGUUUUGGAUUGGAAGUUAGUGUUGUAACGGAUGGACAAGCAACUGACGGGGCAAAGUAUACUGCCAAUUUUUUGAAUUCUACUGAUCUGGUAGAACAUACUGAAGAUCCCAGGUCAAGUAGUUCUAAAUACCAGAAACUUCCUCUGGAUAAAAUUAAGAAUCUUGCCGAUGUUGAUAAGCAAUAUUCUGAGAAGAUGGAUCUUCUAAUGAAAACUGAAAGAGAUUUACUUAAGGCGAAUAAACAAAAGAAAACAGCUUUAAUUGAUUUAGAACAAGCUGAAAAAGAUUUGAAAGAAAAAUUGGAAGCAACAAAAGAUGGACAACGAAUUUUGGAUAAACAGGCAAAAGAUGUUGAAUUGGCUAGAGAAGAGAAAAAACGUUUAAUUAGUGACAUUAUACAAUUGGAAAGGGGCAAAAAGGAUUUGGAUGCCGAGAUUAAGUCUUUAAAUGAGAAGAUGACUAAAAAGACUAAAGAAAUUGACAAAUUGAACAAGGAUUUGGAAAAGCUGGAAAAGAAACAAAAAGGUAUGCAACAUCAAAUGGAGGUUUAUAAAAAUGAAUUAGAUAUUGAGUUGGAUGGAAUGAAUAAAUUAAAUUCGACAAAAGACAAAACAAAUUCUGAAAUUGAAAAUUUAAAAACAGAAAAACAAAAAUACAAAAAAUCUGUGGAUGAACUGAAAAAAAGUGAAAAAGAAUGUCGUCAACGUUUGGAAAAUUUGCAGGAAGAGGAAAAGAAUUUUUAUUUGAUGUUGAAUGAAUUGAAAGAGCAAAUACAAGUGGAAAAGUUGCAAUUAGAGGAUAAACAAGUUCAACAAGAAAAUAAUUUUGGACAAAAUUUCGAUCAAAAUAAUGAUAAUUUUGGACAAUUAAACCAAGAGGGAUUUAAUUCUCAGAAUAAUCAAAACUUUCAGUCUCAACAAAUUGAUUGUGGUGGAGAACAGCAGAGAGGAGGAGAUGAAGGACGAGAUGAAUCAUUUACUGUCCAAUGCAUGUAUUUCAAUGCCAGUGGAAAUUGUUGGAAAGGAGACAAGUGCACUUUCAUUCAUGACCUAAAUUUAGUAAGAGGACGAAGCAGAGCUAGAAAUUUUGAUAGAGACUAUAAUAGACCUGGAUCUGCUAUAUCGCCAGAUUUUAAACGUGAACGUCGAGAGGCUGUGGAGAAAUUUAGAGAGGAUCAAAAUGCUUCAUCCUCAUCUUACUUUGGCCAAAAUUAUAUGCAAGAUCGAAAAGUUUAUCUUGAAAAUGAACAGUUUAAUAUGGAUCCGGAGCCAGGAGAAUUAUUUAGUUAUGUUGAUAAUGGACCUAUUUUUGGUGCUCAAGGAUGGGCACCGCCACCUGCUGUAUUGAAUGGACCGCCACCACAAAUUAGUCCCGAUGCAAUACAACCAUUAAAUCCUGUAUUGCCCAAUUCUGUAAACAAUGAUUCUUUUGGAAAUAAUCAGCAAAAAUAUGAUUCUCCUGUAAGACGUGCACCUCUUAGACGGGCACGACCCCCAUCACGUAAACGAAGCCGUGGGGGUAGUAGUAUUAGUAAAAGAUUAAUUGGUCGGAAUUAUGGUAAUAAUAGUUAUAAUAAUAUAAAUGGAAAAUCUUAUGUUCUUGAUAAUAAACAAAAAGGUGGACGACAAAUGAGAAAAGAUGAAAGGUCAAGCAAUAAUAAAAAUCUUUCAAAACGUUACAAUGUUAGCCCUUUGAGAGAAAAUACUAAAACAAGUUCGUCAUCUGGAACGUAUGGUACUCGUCCUCAUAGUAUUGAGUCGUCCAUUAUGAAUAGAAUUACAAUAGAUGAACCACCAAGUGUUGGCAAAGUAUCGUCUAUACAUUCAAGAUUGUCUUUUGAAAAUCCAUGAAUUAAAAUUUUGGUUAUAAUUUUGAAGAGAUUUUUGAUGUUGAGAGAAGAGAAGAAGAAUCACUUAAAAAUUAUAUGCUUUUACUUAAAAAUUUGUUUUUAUUAUUUAAUUUAUUCAUUUUCAGGUAACACCCUUUCCCAACUUAUCUCUCAUUUUAGCUCAUUAAACAUUCCGUUAUAUUUUUUG